GCCUACGUCAGUAAUGACGAUAGGUUGCAGAGUCUUUACGUCACAUUAGUACUACACUUCCCAUGAUGCCCCGCGAUGACGCGAGACUCAACUGCAGCUUCGCAAUGAAGGAACUGAAAAGAACAGCGAAGCCUAGGGAGGACGGUGAUAUUUAAAUAUAGAGAGACCGACGAGAUGCUGCUCAGUGACACUGGUCAAAGACACUUUCCAGUGACAAGGUCAGAGGUCACCGCUCCAUGUGCCCGACAGAAGAUGAGAGAACAUGACUUUGGACAGCGCGAGUCAUUCUGCCACACGUUUCCUUGGUCAGAGGUCAAAAACCACCAGGAGGUCCAGCAGGAGUCCUCAUCCCGUUGACAGCGCCAGUCUUUUCUCCUACAUGACGUUUCAUUGGCUGACUCCUCUGGCUGUUCAUGCCCAUAGGAAAGGACAGCUCCUAAUGGAUGACAUCUGGCCCAUGUCACAGAGGGAGGGUUGCUGUAACAACAGCCUACAGUUUGCAUCUAUGUGGGAGGAGGAGCAGAGGUCAAAGGGCAGCAAGGCAUCUCUGUGUUUGGUGGUUUGGUCUUUCUGUCGGACUCGCCUCCUUCUGUCCAUCCUCUGUCUCCCCGUCACACAGCUGACUGGUUUCAGGGGACCGGCAUUUGUGGUAAAGCGUUUGCUGGAGUACACCCAGCAGAGGGAGCCGGACCUGGGCUUUGGUCUGCUGUUGGUUGUGGGUCUCCUCACCACCAAGCUGGUUCGGUCAUGGUCCCUGGCUCUGACCUGGGCCCUGAACUACAGGACUGGAUCCAGGUUGCGAGGAGCUGUUCUCAGCCUGGCCUUCGAUAAGAUCCUGCGUCUCCGCAACAUCAAUGACAAGUCAAUGGGAAAGCUGGUGAACAUGUGUUCCAGUGACGGUCAGAGGAUGUUUGAGUCUGCAGUAGGAAGUUUGUUGGCAGGGGGCCCCCUGGUGGCCAUCCUUGGUGUGGCCUACAACCUGUGUGUACUGGGACCAACAUCCCUUCUGGGAUCAGCAGUCUUCAUCCUCUUCUACCCCACCAUGAUGUUCAGCUCCAAACUGACAGCAUACUUCCGGAGGAGGGGCGUGGCCGUGAUCGACAGACGUGUCCAAAAGAUGAAUGAGAUCCUUACCUACAUCAAGUUCAUCAAGAUGUACGCCUGGGUCAAGGCCUUCUCCCAGGACAUUCACUGUAUCCGAGCAGAAGAGUGCCGGAUCCUCGAGCUCACAGGUUACUUUCAGAGCAUCACAGUGGGCAUGGCUGCCAUCGUUGUUGUCAUUGCCAGUGUGGUUACAUUCUCCACCCACAUGUCGUUAGGAUACGACUUGACAGCUGCUCAGGUAGUACUGGUCUUUUACUACCGAAGACUUAUGUCAUGUGAUAUAAAAGGGGAGGGGCAGAAGUGUGUGGCUGUUUCCUGGCCUGUAUUUCGAUUUUACAUGGCGGCCUGUGGUGGCUCUGCCUCCUGCCUUAUAAUCCUGGUCCUGUUUGUGUUCAACGUGGGAAGUUCUGCCUUCUGCCAAUGGUGGCUCAGCUACUGGAUCAACCAGGGAAGCAAGAACACCACAAUAACAUGGGGAAUCAACGCCACUCUGAGCGGCAGCAUGAAGGACAAUCCCAUGAUGCAACACUAUAUCACCAUCUAUGCCUCAUCCAUGGGAGUGAUGUUGCUGUUCAAACUCCUCAGAGGCGUGGCCUUUGUUAAGGUCAGGACACGUCCAGCUGAUCAAAUGUAACUGCGUGCCUCCUCCAAGCUGCACAAUCAGCUCUUUCGCCAGAUCCUGCGCUGCCCCAUGAAGUUCUUCAACUCUACACCAACGGGACAAAUCCUCAACCGCUUCUCCAAAGACAUGGACGAAGUCGACACCCGUCUGCCCUUCCAGGCUGAAAUGUUCAUCCAGAAUGUUAUCCUCGUCUUCUUCUGUCUUGGUGUCAUCAGCUGUGUGUUCCCAUGGUUUCUAGCAGCAGUGGGUCCACUGGUCUUUCUGUUUGCAGUUCUUCACAGCAGCUCUCGGGUUUUCAUUCGUGAGCUGAAGCAUCUGGACAACAUGACCAUGUCUCCCUUAAUUUCCCACAUCACAUCCAGCAUUCAGGGCCUGGCCACACUGCAGGCCUAUGACCGGCGCCAGGACUUUCUGCGCAGGUACCAAGUUCUGCUGGACGAGAACCAGGCUCCAUUUUACCUGUUCAGCUGUGCAAUGCGGUGGCUGGCAGUGCGCCUAGACAUCAUCAGUUUGGCUCUGAUCAGUGUCACUGCACUAAUGAUGGUCCUGAUGCAUGGACGGAUCCCUCCUGCAUAUGCUGGCCUCGCCAUUUCCUAUGCUGUGCAGUUAACAGGGUUGUUCCAGUUCACGGUGCGUUUGGCGUCCGAGACUGAAGCUCGAUUCACCUCGGUGGAGAGAAUCCAUCAUUACAUCCAGUCCCUGUCUCAGGAGGCCCCAGCAUGGGUCAAAGGUCACCCACCUCCAGCUGACUGGCCCCAGCAAGGGGAGCUAGUGUUCAGGGAGGUGGAGAUGAGGUACCAGGAGAACCUCCCUCUGGUUCUGAACAGAAUAUCCUGCACCAUUAGGCCCAGAGAGAAAGUUGGCAUUGUGGGCAGGACUGGAUCAGGGAAAUCAUCUCUAGGUGUGGUCUUGUUCCGGUUGGUAGAAAGCUGCAGUGGCUCCAUCCUGAUUGAUGGUGUCAACAUCAGUGAUGUUGGACUGGCCGACCUCCGCAGCAAGCUGUCGAUCAUUCCACAGGACCCAGUGCUGUUCAGUGGAACGGUCAGGUCGAAUCUGGACCCGUUUAACCAGUACAGUGAGGACCAGAUUUGGGACGCUCUACAGAGGAGUCACAUGAAGGAGUGUGUAUCCCAGUUGCCCCUGAAACUUGAGUCUGAGGUCAUGGAGAAUGGAGAAAACUUUUCUGUGGGAGAGCGACAGCUACUGUGUAUCGCUAGGGCUGUGCUGAGGCACUGUAAGGUGAGACACAGGUCACUGUAAGGUGAGACACAGGUCAAUUAAAAAAUGUAAGAUUACAAAACACAAUGUGGAUCAUAUCGGCCCAUCUCAUUGUUAGACAGCGACAUUAAAAUUUUAGCUAAGAUACUUGCUCGACGUCUGGAAUCGGUUACAGGUGAGGUGAUCUCCCCUGAUCAGACCGGUUUUAUGUCUGGUCGUCAUUCCUUCUCUAACAUCCGGAGCCUUCUUAAUAUCAUAUAUUCUCCUGCAUCCGGGGGGAUACCAGAAGUGGUUAUCUCCCUGGAUGCAGAGAAGGCUUUUGACAGAGUGGAGUGGGCGUAUUUAUUUGAAUGUCUGCGGGCCUUUGGUUUUGGACCAACUUUUAUAGCCUGGAUUGAACUCCUUUAUUUACAUUUGUGUAUUUCUUUGUUUGCAUAUGUGUUCUGCAAAAAACUCAAAAGCUUUGUCCUUUUAUAUAACUGUCUUUAUGUAACUUGUCCUUAAUAA
Molecule: messenger RNA, 3451 nt
Organism: Solea senegalensis (Senegalese sole)
Lineage: Eukaryota; Metazoa; Chordata; Actinopteri; Pleuronectiformes; Soleidae
Gene: abcc5
Product: ATP-binding cassette, sub-family C (CFTR/MRP), member 5
Exons: 20
Biological process (GO): transmembrane transport
Cellular component (GO): membrane
Molecular function (GO): ABC-type transporter activity; ATP binding; ATP hydrolysis activity
Source: RefSeq, a predicted model, not a curated record